AUGGAGUGUGAAAACCAAACUGUUUUGCCUGAGUUUGUCCUCUUGGGCAUUCCGUACCCUCAACAGCUCCAGGUCCCCUUGUUUAUCUUCUUCCUGCUCAUAUAUCUACUGACCAUCAUUGGAAACGUCUUGGUCCUCUUGACAGUGGUCACCAAAUCUGAUCUGCACAAACCCAUGUACUGGUUUCUCUGCCAUUUAUCUGCCCUGGACAUUGCCAUGUCCACUGUGAUAGUACCCAAAGUGAUUACCGGGUUUGUAGAAGAUGGUGGGAUCAUCUCCUUUGGAGGCUGCAUGACUCAGCUCUUCUUCUACCACUUCUUAGGCUGCUCUGAGUUCUUCCUCUACACUGUUAUGGCCUAUGACCGCUUCCUGGCCAUCUGCAGACCUCUUCAUUACAACACCAUCAUGAAGCCCAGGGUGUGUCUCUGCCUCUCAUUGGGCGCAUGGCUUGGUGGAUGUCUUCACUCUGUGAUGGAAACAACACUUACCUUUGGCUUGUCCUAUGGCCUGAGAAAUGAGAUCAACUUCAUCUUCUGUGAUAUCCCAGCCAUGUUGCAACUGGCUUGUGCAGACACAACCUUCAACAAGUUGUUCACUUUGGUUGAUAUUGGUCUAGUGGCCAUAGCAUGCAUCUUCUUGAUUCUCAUGUCUUAUGUAUACAUUGUCUCUGCCAUUCUGAGGAUCCGCUCAGCCGAAGGACGACAGCGGGCGUUCUCCACUUGUGCCGCCCACAUGACUGUGGUGAUAUUUUGCUAUGUACCUCUAGCUUUCAAUUAUCUGAGGCCAGGGGUUCAGGAUCUCCUAAGUGGGAUAAUAGCUGUCUUCUACACCACAGUAACGCCAUUUCUAAACCCCCUCAUAUAUACGUUAAGGAACAAGGAGAUGAAAGCGGCUAUGUUUAAACCAAGGAGCAGAAAACUAUAG
Messenger RNA from Hemicordylus capensis (graceful crag lizard), 924 nucleotides. RefSeq names its product olfactory receptor 10G6-like. Gene Ontology annotation, molecular function: olfactory receptor activity; G protein-coupled receptor activity. Lineage: Eukaryota; Metazoa; Chordata; Lepidosauria; Squamata; Cordylidae. Bases 1 to 924 code for a protein of 307 amino acids. The transcript has a single exon. The record is from RefSeq and is a predicted model, not a curated record. Gene Ontology annotation, biological process: G protein-coupled receptor signaling pathway. Gene Ontology annotation, cellular component: membrane.